Esox lucius (northern pike) is the source of this 2832-nucleotide messenger RNA. It is a transcript of the gene tcea3, whose product is annotated as transcription elongation factor A (SII), 3. NCBI's taxonomy places the organism in Eukaryota, Metazoa, Chordata, Actinopteri, Esociformes, Esocidae. Gene Ontology annotation, cellular component: nucleus. Gene Ontology annotation, molecular function: zinc ion binding; nucleic acid binding. The transcript is spliced from 21 exons. Gene Ontology annotation, biological process: DNA-templated transcription; transcription elongation by RNA polymerase II. The record is from RefSeq and is a predicted model, not a curated record. Bases 363 to 2675 code for a protein of 770 amino acids.
CCUAACCGUUUUGGACAUGGUGUUCUCUCCAAAAUGCUGAAAGAGUUACACAUAGCUAACCGACGUACCUUUUAAAGUUAUUAUAUAUUUGUAUUUAAAGUCGAUAUUAGUGUGAGACCCAUAGCGACGUCUAUAUUUAGUUGUUGUCAUUUUUCUAGAGGGCAUGGUGAGCAGAUGGCCAGUCAAUCUGACUGUCUGUUACUACAGCGGACACGCCCCAUUGGCCCAUUGGACUGGGCCGUAGCGUAACAUCCUAUUUAUGUGGGAUCAAAACUUCUUACAUUUCUUUUUUAUGAUAUAACAUUUUAAAUACUAUAUAAUAUUGUACAUUGUUGAAUGUCAUAAACUUCAUGCAAUAAAUUAUGCCGCGAGAAGAGGAUUUAAUUCGCAUUGCCAAAAAGCUGGACAAGAUGGUGUCUAGAAAUAACACGGAGGGUGCCCUGGACCUGCUGAAGGAAUUGAAGAGUUACAACAUGACAUUGAAACUCCUGCAGGAAACAAGGAUUGGCAUGUCUGUGAAUGGAAUAAGAAAGCACUGCACAGACGAUGAGGUUGUUGCUCUGGCCAAGGUCCUCAUCAAGGACUGGAAAAGACUGCUGGAUGCUGCACGUUCUCAUGGUACUGAGCGGCCCAGUGAGAUAAAAAACGGGGUUGGAACUAACAAACCAGCCGGGUCCCCAGUCAGGUCUCCCUCUAAGAAAGACACACGUCACAAGAGGCUGGAUGUUUCUGAUUCCGAUCCAGAAUCUGAAAAGGAAGAGCGCACUGACAAACAGCAAAUCGAGAAAAAUAAUGUUGAAUACAAAAAACAGAACAUAGCCGAUGACUUGAACAAGGAAAGAAAAACAGAUGCAUUCAGAAACAAAUGGCAUUUGGAAGUAUACAAUAAUGGAAAACAUAUUGAAGAUCUCAGAAAAGCUAGACAGGUAGAGUUCCCCAAAAAUGAACAACGCUUAGAAGAAACCAAGAAGGGGAGGAACUUUGAAGAAUCCAGAAAAGGAAGACUUGUACCAGAACAUUACUUAAAAAAAGAAAUACAUUUAGGAGAACCCAAGAAAGAAACAUUUGUCAAGGAACCCGUUAAAGAUAGACACACACACCAACCCAGAAGGGAGAGAUUCACAAAUGAACCAAGAUAUGAAAGACACAAAGAAGGAUGCAGAAAGGAGAGAACUAUGUACGAAGCGAACGAUGUACGAACACAAGUGAGACCUUUUGAAAACUACAGUCGAGGGUUUGAGAGACGUACAUCUGUGGAGGUGAAGAAAAAGGUGAAGAAAGUGGUGAAGAAUGAAAGAAUUCUACUCACAAGAGAUUCUUCAGGCUCUGUGUCUCCUACUUGUCCUCCCCCUCAUCACACGCCUCCAUCUAGACGUCACUCAGUGGAAGUACAGAAAGAGAGGAACAAAGCUCUUCCUGAUCCUAAUGCCCCACUACCUCCUCUUCCUCUUCAUCUUCAUCCUAUUCUACCUAAGCCCACUGCAGCAGAGAUCAAGAAGGAGAGAAAAGAACCUACAAAGGUUAGAAAAGAGCCUCCAGAACACAAUGCUCCUUUUGCUCCAGCCCCUCUCCACCUCCAUCCUACUCUCAUGAAGCACCUGUCAAUGGAAGAAAAGGAGAGAAAAGUGGCAUCAGAUUCCAAAUUAUAUUCUCUGAAGAGGAUGUCAUCUGAACAUGUCAAAAAGGACAGAAAAGACACAUCAGAUAGGAAAGUGCCCAAAAGACCUGUUGAUGCCAAAAAAGAAAGGUUUGCCAUAACGCGCAGAAAGGACUCAUCAGAUUCCAAACCAAAGCCUGCUAAAAAGUCAAGUCUGGACGUGUCUGUUUCCAAACCAAAGCAUCUUAAAAGUCUGGAUUGCAAGAAUGGCAGGAAGGACACUGAUUCCAAGCCCAGUCAUCCAGUGAAACAGCAUUCAAGUGACUCCAAAUCAGACAGAAGGAACUCUAUGGAUUUCAAAACUACAAGCUUGCCAUCAGCUAUGAAGCUCACAAGCGAGAGUGGAGAGUCUCAUGAUUCCAACCCCUCUCAUCCUGGCCCACCGCAGAGAAUGCCCUCAAUGGACAGCUUUGAUCGGAGAGGGAAACCAGAGACGCCAAAGACCCCAACCACCCCCACCAGCCCCAUGUCCCCCUCUUUCAGCUCAGGGGGGGGUCCAUUGUCCCCACGCCUGGCGACCGGUGAAACCAUCCGGGACAAGUGCAUUGAGAUGCUGGCUGCUGCUCUACGCACAGAUGACAACUACAAAGAAUUUGGGACAAAUUGUGACUCCAUGGCAGCAGAGAUCGAAGAUCAUAUUUACAAGGAGAUGGGAGCCACAGACAUGAAGUAUAAAAACCGUGUGCGGAGCCGCAUCAGCAAUCUGAAAGACCCCAAAAACCCUGGGCUGCGGAGGAACGUCUUGGCGGGAGGCAUUGAGCUGGGACACUUUGCCGUAAUGUCUGCUGAGGAGAUGGCCAGUGAUGAGCUGAAACAACUGAGGAAUCAUCUGACUAAAGAGGCCAUUAGGGAGCACCAGCUGUCCAAAACCAGUGGAACCAUUUCUGACCUGUUUCAAUGCAGCAAGUGCAAAAAAAAGAACUGCACCUACAACCAGGUGCAGACCCGCAGUGCUGAUGAGCCUAUGACCACUUUUGUGCUGUGCAAUGAGUGCGGGAAUCGCUGGAAGUUUUGCUGAUGUGGUCCAGCUUGGUUGACAAAGUGGCCAAUUACAUCCAACAAUCAACAAGAAUUUUUGCUAAGAGUGGGCAGGGGCCUUUAACAUUUUCUAGAGUGAUUUUAUGGAAAAUAAUGUACUAAAAUGAAUACUAAUGAUUUAUACAUGAUUUAUUUUA